This is a messenger RNA of Dentiscutata erythropus, 888 nucleotides long. The record is from the annotation of a GenBank genome assembly. Lineage: Eukaryota; Fungi; Glomeromycota; Glomeromycetes; Diversisporales; Gigasporaceae.
AUGGAAGAAACUACUAGUGCUAGUUCAAGUUCACACGGGACAAUGUUUUUAAAUUUUAUUAAUGGUAAUUAUGAAUGUGUUAAUUCAAAUGAAGAUGAUUAUCUGUUAGACAAUGAUAAUACAAGUUUUAUUAGUGAGAGUCUUGCAUCUGAAAAAUUCAGCACUGAGAGUACUACAAAUGAUUGUGAAAUUGAAAUGCGUCCAUUUAUUUGGGAUAAAUUAAGUUAUGAAAAAGCGCAUAUAAUGGCUAACGCUAAUAUUGGUGAAAAUGAUGAAAUUACGUGGGAGGAUAUAGAAGCAGAAAAUGAAAUUGAUACAUCAGUAUUAGAGACAGAAUUACCUGAAUCAACGGAAGGAAUUGAAGGAAAUAAAUGUGCCAAUAAAAAUAUCUUUGGCACAUCAGCCUUUACUGAUAAUAUGCUUGCUAAUUUUGAACAAACAUUACGCAAUCUUUUAGAAACUAGGCUUAAUAAUUGGGAUGAAAAUGACUUUUUACAUACAAUUGCUAAUCUUAAAGAAUUAAUACCAAUUGUAAAUGAUAGUAAUAACAAAAAAAAAAGAGUUAAAAAUAUGGGGCCAGAAGAUAGUUCAGAGAUCCAUCUAAAUAAACGCCAACGUAGACAGACUAAUGAAAAUGAAAAAAAGAUUCUUAAAUCAAUACUUAAUUCUGAUAUAUUCUCUGAGGAUAAGGCAUUUGAAAUUUUGAAUCAGCUUCUUGAUUGUGGAGAAGAAGGAUGGACAUUACAACGAAUUCGCAGAUAUUGGAUAAAAAAUGUGAAUACUAUUGAAUCUCUCAAACCCCCAAUUACCAGAAAUUCAGUCAAAUCUGAUAAUCUUCCUGUUACUAUUAUUUUUCAUACUGGCAUAAAUGUGAUUUGGAUGUUUUGA